This is a messenger RNA of Micropterus salmoides (largemouth bass), 10166 nucleotides long. RefSeq names its product CASK interacting protein 1 (gene caskin1). NCBI's taxonomy places the organism in Eukaryota, Metazoa, Chordata, Actinopteri, Centrarchiformes, Centrarchidae. The record is from RefSeq and is a predicted model, not a curated record. Gene Ontology annotation, molecular function: protein binding. The coding region runs from base 733 to 5649 and encodes 1638 amino acids. The transcript is spliced from 24 exons.
CUGUGCGAGCUGGGCCAGCUGUAGAGCGCGCGGGUGCGUGUGCGUGCCCCCCUCAGUAGGCUACCCCUGCCCCCACGCGGAGAAAAUCAUUGCCAAAUACAGAGCUCGGGUGCACGCGGAGUGAUGGCUGCAGCAGCAGCAGCAGCAGCAGCCCUGGAUUGUUUUUACGACGCAGAGCACGAGAGCGGCACCACCUCAGGAGAAACGGACACCGCGUGCACCGAUUUUUAAACGCACAAUCACAUACAGUGUCUACGAGUGAACCCGCGAGGCUACAUCAGUGCGUUUGACGUCUCCUUCAGCGAGGAUCGCUGCCUCCCGCUCGGUUAAUCGUUGCUGCGGAGCGCAGCUGCAAGGGAGACAGAUCAGCCCCGAGCCGCUAUCACAGAUGAGGAGCGCGAGCAAACCGUGGAAACGAGACCAUUCAGCUCCACCGUCAAAUUAUCACGCACGCGACGCCAGCGCUGGAAUCUAGAUCGGCCCAGUGGCCCCAGUCCAGUGGCGCUGCACUUAGCGGGGGGGGGGGGACCCGAGAGCAUCCCUCCAUCCCACUCUCUCUUUCUGCCUGUCUCACCCCAUCAUAUGCCAGAGCUGUAGGGGGUCUCAUCUAGUCGGGGACCAGGGGGGAAGGAGGGAGGCUGUUCGGUGGACGCACCCUCCGCGUGGUGAGGCUGGGCUGAAGCGCCGCUGUUUCGGAGGAUGCUGCGGGAGUAGAGCGGCUCAGAGCGGAAGAUGGGGAAGGACCAGGAACUGCUGCAGGCGGUGAAGACCGAGGACCUGCUCACCGUGCAGAAGCUGCUGCAAAGGCCCCGGCCAGGGAAAGCAAAGCUCCUCGGUUCUGCAAAGAAAGUGAAUGUCAACUUCCAGGAUACAGAUGGGUUUUCUCCACUGCAUCAUGCGGCGCUCAAUGGGAACCUGGAGCUCAUCACUCUGCUACUGGAGUCACAGGCUGCUGUCGACAUCAGAGACCAGAAAGGUAUGAGGCCGCUGCACUACGCAGCCUGGCAGGGGAAGGCAGAGCCUAUGAAGAUGCUGCUGAAAUCCGGUUCAUCUGUCAACGGCCAAUCAGAUGAAGGACAGAUUCCUCUCCACCUGUCAGCGCAGCACGGCCACUAUGAUGUGUCGGAGAUGCUGCUGCAGCAUCAGUCCAACCCAUGUAUUGUGGAUAACGCUGGGAAAACACCUCUGGACCUGGCCUGUGAGUUCGGCAGAGUUGGGGUGGUCCAGUUGUUGCUGUCCAGUAACAUGUGUGCUGCUUUGCUGGAGCCCAAAAAAGGAGACACCACCGACCCCAAUGGGACGUCUCCUCUCCACCUGGCCGCCAAGAACGGACACAUAGACAUCAUCAGACUGUUGAUCCAGGCGGGUAUCGACAUCAACAGACAGACCAAAGCGGGCACUGCCCUGCAUGAAGCUGCCCUAUGUGGAAAGACUGAGGCAGUGAGACUCCUGCUGGACAGUGGUAUCAACGCCACGGUGAGAAACACCUACAGCCAGACUGCGCUGGACAUCGUCUACCAGUUCACUGCAACACAAGCCAGCAGAGAGAUCAAACAGCUGCUGAGGGAUGCGUCAGCGGCACUUCAAGUUCGGGCUCUGAAGGAUUACUGCAACAACUACGACCUGACCAGCCUCAACAUCAAAGCAGGAGACGUCAUUACGGUUUUGGAGCAGCACCCUGACGGACGCUGGAAAGGCUGUAUCCAUGACAACAGAACAGGAAAUGACCGGGUGGGCUACUUCCCUUCCACCAUGGUGGAGGUCAUCAGCAAGCGCACAGGUUUGGCCAGCACAGUCAUUUGCACUCAACAGUUUCAAAAGAUACCGCUGGUUCCUCCGGCGACGGUUGCCCCUGCCAACGCGGUAGUCAACGGCAACGACACCACGUUCCAUCAGAUCCAUAUCCUGCCUCCACCGCCUCCUCCUCCACCACAUUCCCAUCAGCCACUGCUUCCACUUUUCACUUCCUUUGGCUAUAACAAGUCGCCCGUGACAAGCCCACAGGGAGACACACCCACUGCCCCAGGUUGUCGCGGCUCAGAGGCAAGUCCUCACAGCUCUCCCACCCCGUCCAGCGGGCCCCAUGGAGGCUCCAACGAAGAGAUCUGGGUACUGCGCAAGCCAGUGGCAGGUGGAGACCGCAGCAGCUUGGGUAGUUCUGGAAGUGUGACCAGUGUGAGGUCGUCGGGCAGCGGUCAGAGUGCCGGCAGCACCGCACAUAUCCUCCAUGCACAGGCUGAAGGGGUUAAGCUUCUAGCCACAGUCUUGUCCCAGUCUGCCAAAGCCAAGGAGCACCUACUGGAGCAGUCCAAAUCUGUGGAGCAGCCUGCAGGCCCCACCAGCUCCUCUCGGACAUCAAGCCAAUCGGGCUGUCCACUCCACGAAGCGCCUCCUUACGACGCCACGGCAACCAGGAAGGGGGAGGGGCCAGGCGAGGGGAAGAGCUCAGAGGCCGUUGUCCAAUGGCUGAGCGACUUUCAGCUGCAGGUCUACGCUCCAAACUUCCUGGGCGCUGGGUAUGACUUGCCCACCAUUAGCCGAAUGACCCCGGAGGAUCUGACCGCUAUUGGAAUAACUAAACCAGGUCACAGAAAGAAGAUGACAUCAGAGAUUAACAAGCUAAGUGUCAACGACUGGCUGCCUGAGCAGAAGCCUGCCAGCCUAGGCGAGUGGCUUUCUGCUAUUGGUCUAAGCCAGUACCACCAGGUGCUGGUGCAGAACGGUUACGAGAAUAUCGAAUUCAUCACGGACAUCACCUGGGAGGACUUGCACGAAAUAGGCAUCACCAAACUGGGCCACCAGAAGAAGCUGAUGCUGGCAGUGAAGCGAUUGGCUGAAAUGCAGCGCAGUUCAGACGGGCGGGGCUCCCUCAGAAAGAAGCCCCCGCCAAUCACACAGCAGCAGGAAGUCAUGUCAAUUGACAGCCCACCUCCAGAUGAGGUCAUGUCUCCAAAGAUGAGCACCUUCCAGGACAGCGAGUUGAGCACUGAGCUACAAAGUGCCAUGACCCAGCCAGGUCAGGAGGUCAAAGCUCAGCGAACACGCACCCUCAGCAAAGACCAUGAUGAGGUUAUGACAGGAGGAGGAGGAGGUGGUGGCUCUGGGCCACCUAAGAAGGAGGCGCGGACUAUGAGGCAGCAGAGCAGCCAGGGAAGCACCUCCUCUCACAGAGGCAGUGUUUCCUCUCAAGGCAAACAUCGUCACUCACACUCCCAUGCCCAUUCCCAGCCUGCGCCUCCCUACACGCCCCCUCACACUCCUACCAAGACUAGAACCUCAUCUUCCUCCUCCACCUCCUCCGUCCAGAGCACAGCUUCCCCGCAGGCCAAACACAAGCCAUCCCCCCCUUUCAUCCAGGGGGAGAGACCUCAGUCGCCACGCUCCCACCCCCCUCAGUCUCCAACCCACCGCGGAGCUCCAUGCACCCAGGCUCAGCCCCAACAACAACAACAGCAGCCUCAAGUCCCGCCGCAGCACCAGGCACCUCCUCAGCACCAUCCGCAGGCACAGGUCAUGGAGGUCAGGGAGAGCCAACAACCACAGGUCCCGCUCCUCUGCCUGCCACCAGAGGCUGAGCUGACAGAGGGGGACGAAGCAGAGCCUUCUGCGCUCCAGCAGAAACGCGCCCAAAGCCUCAACAGACACGCCGUCUCAGAUGGUGAGUGUGAGGAGAAGGCAGGAGGAGGCGGAGGAGGAGAAGCAGAUGCAGUGGGAGGUCAGGGCUCUGCCGUCGUCAGAGGGGAAGGGGGCAAAUACGCCACAGUGACCCAUCGGGUCAGCCGCAGCCACUCCGUCCGCAACCAGGACAAGAACGUCAACCGCAACCAGACGCAGUCCUUUGCUCUGCGUCAGAAGAAAAAAGGCCCGCCCCCGCCGCCACCCAAACGCUCAAGCUCUGCCAUCUCAAGCAGCAACUCUAACCUGACAGAUGCCAACGCACAGCCGCAGAUGCUCACCACCACGGGGGGGAUGUUGGACGUGCCUUACCACCAACAGCGGCGGGCCAGCGACCUGGGGGUGUCCCUGGAGCCAGCGGUUGUGGAGACGAGCAGCGUGGGUAGUGUGAGGAGCAUCGCCGCCAUGUUGGAGAUGUCUUCUAUAGGGGGUGGACCCAAAGGCAUGGCACUGCAGAAGAACUUCCUGCAGGUAGGGAAAACACGUGACGCCAUUGGUUUGGACGGUGAAGUGGUGAACCGACGGCGGACCAUUAGUGGCCCUGUCAGCGAGCUGGUCGCGGCUGCCCGGCGCGACCAGCCAACUCCCUCUGCUUUCCCCUCUCCCUCAGCCCAGCCUGAUACCUCCCCUCUGCCUGUAAAUUCCUCCUCCCCACACCCUCCGUCCUCCCCCCACCCCAGCUCAGGAGGUAGCGGCAGUUCAUCAGAGAACCUGCCCUUUGCAGAGGAGGGCAGCCUGACCAUCCGCCGCCAGGGUCGAGGAGAAGGAGAAGGACAGUGUGUAUUUUGUGUUUGUCUGCAGGGUGACGGCGAGGAGCCCCAGGGAGACGGAGGUUACACGCAGGAGGACAUCUCCAGGGUCGAGGCCACAGCGACCUUAAAGCGACGGCCCCGCAGCUCCAAGACCCACCCCAAUGGCUCCGACUUCACCCUCCAGGAGUCGUCCACCGUCAAACGACGCCCCAAGAGCCGAGACAAGGAGCCCGAGGGCUUCGCAGACCUGGCUGGGGCUAACGGGGAGCCUAUGGUGGGUGGUCAGCCGAACACCACGCAGCCAGUACCCUACCAGAACGGCACAGCUACCAUGAAACGCCGCCUAGUGUCUGAUACUGGAGUGACAGAACAGCCACCACCUCAACCCCAACCCCAACAUCAACCUCAACCGCAAGUGACUGCUGCUCCUCGCAGGGACAGUGUGGACCAAGGAACUCCAGUGGGCAAUGAAGGAGGUCCGGUGAGAAAACCAAAGCCACCAGUCUCCCCGAAGCCUGUCGUGGGACAGAUAAAGAGACAGGGGGGCCCACAGACUCCCCCACCUCCUGCCACCAAUAAGAGAGUCCCCCUGCCUGGCCCUGGGACACCUGGAAGCCCAGUGGAAGGAAAGAAGAUCCCUCCACCUGUCUCGCCGAAACCAGUGCCCCCGCCCACGGCACCCAAACCGGCCAAGCUCAUCCACUCCAUGACCAGCCCCCCCUCCCCGAUCCCGGCCCCUAACCCGGUCAAGCAGCACCCUGCGGUGGCCCGACAGACCAGCUCACCCCCCUCCUUCCCUCCCUCCAACAUCCCAAGCCCGCCAAACGCCAAGCCGCUGAGCCCGUCUUCCCAGAGCCCCCACACCCCGCAAACUCCCACAACACCGCAGACGCCCCAAACUCCAGCUACUCCCAGCCCGACCCCGCCACCUGUCAAGCCCCCUCGCUCCUCCAUUGGGGGUGUGUCGGUGGACAGUGGGAUGGUGGGAGGUGGGGUGACGGCGCCAGCCACCACGACGACGGACUUCGGUGUGGAUUCUUUGGUGCAUCAGAAGCUGGAGGAGACGAGUGCGUCGCUGGCCGCGGCUCUGCAGGCCGUGGAGGACAAGAUACUGCGGCAGGAGGACUCUGUGGCUGAGCAGAAGACCACGGUUAGCAUCCUCGACGACAUCGGCAGCAUGUUCGAUGACCUGGCCGACCAACUCGACGCUAUGCUGGAGUAACCAUAGAAACCAGUCAGCGUGUCUCCACGUCAGCGCUGCACCAGGAGUGACUCAGAUGGCACAAUGGGCAAUAUGCCUCUCUGUCUCUCUCUCCUUCUUUUCAUCCUGCUCUCUCUCCCGCUUAUCCCCUUCUCACUCUUCCUGCCGUCCAUCCGCCGCUGCUCCGGCAGACCUCUUUUCUCCUCCUCUUCCUCUCAUCCCCUGGUGAUGCUGAUGAUGAAAAUGAUGACGGCACAGCGCAACAGGCCUGGACAGACAUGUGGCAGAAAGAGAGAGAGAGAGAGAGAGAGAGAGCAAGAAUGGAUAAAGAGAGAGACACUAAAAGAGAGGGUUAAAAAAAGGACCAAUGACUGAUGUGAAAAGAAAAUUAAAAAAAUCACAAGAUGGAGAGAUGAAAAAAAUGCAACGAAAUGGAGGAGACUGCAAUCAAAACGUGGGUCUUUUCAGAACGCCACAUGGACUCAUGAAGCUAUCAUGGCGAACAAAUAAACUAAACUAAUACUGAUUGAAAAACCAACUGUGUAAUGAAUCAUAGUAUGGUAUGUGUACAUUCUACGCAUGGAGAGUUUAUAUCUACUGAAAAAGUCCUGCAUUAGCACAGUAAUAUAUAAUAUACCGAUAAAUAUGAAUCUCUAGCUCUUUGGUUUGAUGUCUUGGUUCUGUGUGGAAUGGUGACCUCUGGUGAUGUGAAGAUGUAAAUGACUUGGUGGAAAGAUUUUUAUCUGUGACCAAAACGAGACUAUUUAGCUCCUGAGGUGUGUGUGUGUGUGUGUGUGUGUGAUAGAGAUAGAGACAGUGUGACAGAUGUGUGUAUGUGAGCUUGCAGAUUGUUGGAAUUUCAGGAUCAAAUUCAGUUUCCUGUCAUAGCUGCAUCCACACACUCUGCUGCAUCCUCAUAAUCACCCUCAACGUACACACACACACACACACACACACACUUAGGAGAAGCACAAUGACCCAUGCAGCCAGCUUGCACACACACGGGAGCCCGCACAAUAUCAAUUCAAAUGAGAGAAGGGGAGGGAGGGAGAAAACUGCUGUGAGGCUACAGCAGGUUGCCUGAAAGCAGAUGUUAAGUUGUAAAGUUUGUUUCCAGUAGGAUGAGUCUUGAGGUCAAAGGUCAGUUUGGUUCUCAGUUGCUCCAAACUCCCCUGGGCAGUUUAUUGCACCAGAGUUUCAAAUCAUUCCUGAUACUGCUGUUAUUUAAGGAAAAAAGAAACAAGGGCGUAGCAGCAAACUUCAGCUUUCCCACCUGAGGAAAACUGAAUAACAUUUGGUUGAUUGAUUUUGAGUGAAAAUCAGUUUGUUAAUAUAGAGACCUUUUCAUUCAUGGUCUUGUCGAAUUGCGAUACAACAUUUCAAGAUUAUAAGGACUUAAAUGAAUGUGAAUUCAUUUUCAAGCACUUUUAAGUGGGGAUGCACUGAUCCAACUUUUUCUCUUCCGAUACCAUGACUCGGGGUAUCUGCUGAUGCAGAUGACCAAUCCAGUAUUAGCGCUCUCCUUGUUUUAAAAUUUAAAGAGCCCCUCGGGACAAAUUUUUAAGACAUAAAUAAAAUACUCUGAUUUGAAUAAUAUAUUGGUGUUUAAUGUUUUUUCCACAAAAAAAGUUAAUUUACCUACUUAAAACAUCUUAAUUACAUCUUUAAAAUCCAGAAACUAUGAAUAUAUACUAAUAUAUUUAUUCUCACUAGUACUUAACUAAUGAACACAAGAUGUCUCCUAACAUUGAUGAAAUAACUUUAAUGUGGAUUAGUUAUUUCCGGGCAAUACUGGAUCCAGUCAAUAAGGUCAGAAUCUGCCCCGAUACUGGUGCAUCCCUACUUUUAAGACCCUAUAUUAACACAUACUUUUAAGAUCCAUAACUUUCUCUUUUUUUUCACCAGGAAAUAGAAAGUAAUUUACAAUAGGACUGAAACCCUUCCUGACACCUUCGCAUCUUUAUCUCUCUGGUCCCACUGUCCUAACCACCCACCCCGUGUUGCCAUGACAAUCUACAUCAUCACCCUCCCCAUCCUCAUCAGCAUCACCAUGGUUACUAUACAGUGUGUUGCCACAACAGCGUGUUGAUGGGAUAAAAAAACUGUCUCUGCUAAGAUGGAGCAAGCGGAGGCAGAGAUCUGUGAUGCUGGAUGGUUUGUUUCAGUGCAACGUUUAAAGGGGCACUGCAGUGAUUUAGUAUUGAACUUCCAUAAAGCUGGGCUCUGGCGUGAGUCAAGCUCCAAAAGCACUGGAUCCUAUACUUAAUUUUGUAACGCCUGCUUUUGGUUAUAAAGUAAGCCCUUGCUGAAAUAACCUUGAUGACAUCACUAGGACAUCAUCAGGGUUCUUUUUACAGAUCUGACACAACUCCUUCAGGGCCUCAAAGUACAUUAAUAAAACUAUUUUUAAAAGCUGAGCUGUACUAACUAGGACUAUCAACCCGUAAAAAUGAUGGAGUGCCCCUUUAAGUUCCUCAAACAAACCAGAAACGGCAUCCCGCGAGGUGCAACACUUCAUUUGCACCUCAGUCCAUUAAGAAAACCUAGGUUUCACAGUCCCAUAGCAGCCACACUCAAUAUAUAAAUGAAUAAUAAUUCAGAGAAUAGUUGUGGUAUUUAAAUUAUGAUCACAUAGAGAUUAUAUAUAUGGAUAUUUGCAAAAAAAAAGAAGUGUAUUUAUGAAGUGUGUGUCAUCCUGAAGACUAUUUUUCAAAGUAAACAGAACUAAUUGAGUGUUGAAUCAGUUUGCUUCUCCAUGCUUAAGUGGUCCGAGCUGAUGAAUACCAUGUUGGGGUAUUUCCAGGAAGUGUUUGUUUUUUAAUUUUUUGUGUACAUGUGUCAAGGUGUGGCGAUCUGUAUAAUACAAGCAAUUCUUGUUGUUCCGAUUUAUUAUUUUUGUAUGAUUUUCAAUGCAAUGUUCGGUUUCUUUUUCUUUGAAACAUGUGCCUUGCUUUGUGAUUUUGGUUUACAAUUUUGUGAUUUUGGACUACAAUACAGUAGAUGGGUAUGUACAAUAUAAGGGGCUCUCUCUUCUGUUUUAUUAUUUAAGAUGUGAUAGUAGAAAAGUAAGUGCCCCCCCACCAUCACCACUGAGAUGUGAUAUUUGAAACAUAAAAUCAUCAGACCUAAACAAAACCCAGGUAACCACAAGAGACGUCUUUCUCCCACGUCACAAUUACAAACUAACUAAUUUCAAUAAGACCGUAAAAUAGCCACUGCGUUCACAUGCUUGCGCUCAUGUGCUAUUUUGUCAGAACAUUAAAGUAGCAAUGGAGCAACAUUUUGGGAAAUAUUUGCUGUCUUUUUGAAAAUUAUAUGAGAAGACACUCUCACCGUACAGUAAAUAUGAAGUUACAACCAGCAGUCGUUUAGCAUAGCCUAGCAUAAAGACUGAAGACUAGCACACAAAUGUACAGUGUUAUAUCUUGUUAUCUUUGUUAAAAAAACAAAACACAUGUUGUGGUUGUUUAUUACAUUUUGACAGAGCUAGGCCAGGUGCUUUGUGUUUCCAGUCUUUGUUCCAAGCUAUGCUAACCAUCUGCUAGUGUUAGCUUCACAUAUAGCUUAUAGACCUGUAUGGGGUGUAAAUCUUCUUGUAUAACUCUCUGCAAGAAAGCAAAUUUAAGCAGAUUUCCCCAAAAUGUUUAACUACUACCUUUAACUGUACAACUAAAAACAUAACGGUAAUGAAGACUAAUCAGUAAAAUGUCAGUUUGGAUAGUUGGUCCAGCUGUUGCCAGAUGUUUGAUAAAUGCAAGUGUAUGUGUGAUUACAUCUGACCAGAUCAAAUUCCAUCAUUGCCUUCAGAAAACAGGUACCAAUUUGCUCUCUGAUUUUUCUAACCUGAUGUUCAUGUUAAAGCCCAAGCAGAAAUUAAGUUUGUCUAAACUAUUUUGUAGCACGUGAGUGCAUGGUAACAUUACUUUCAUAGCAACUUCCCCUAAUCAGAUGGUUGAGGCUGUACAGAGGUCAAAGGUCAACUUGCACUUCCUUCAACAUUGCAGACAUGCUUCCUCUCCCUCACAGCUGCAGCUUACAGCUACACAUUCUUGCUUUUAGACAUGGCCCUGAAAUGUUAAAGCUACACUUUGCCCUUUUCUCCUCCUUCCUUGGGUCUCAUUUUGGUCAUCUCCCAUGCUGUAGGCAUUACUGUGUGUUUGGACGGGUGGGGAUUGCGGGCUACAAAGGUGAAAUACUUCAGACAGUGAAAAAAACACAGAUGGUCAAAUACGUUGUGGAUCAAAAAGUACUGUUCAUUUUCUUUCUUAACAAAAGAAAAAGCCAAGCUGUUAUUUGAUUUUCCGCCUGUGCUUAUCUGAACGGACACCGGACUGGUGUCUCCUCUGCUCUGCAGUUGACUGUAUGUGAGUGCUUGUGAGAGGCCGUGUGUGUGCUAUGUGUUGCUCUGCUAUUGACUGUAUGAAACCUGUGUGCGUGAGUGUGUGUGUGUGCUGUAGUGACUGGACAGUGGUGUGCUUGCAGUGACUGCAUCUUAUGGCCAUCUGCUCUGAAUAAAUAAAUGUUCUAUACAAACUGCA